GAUGUGGCGUUGUACUGACCCCUCCUCUUAACUAUUUUAGGUGCGAAGCCGUCCUCGUGCUAGAAUUUCCUCGUGAAUCUCUUGCCGUAGUUGCAAGCAAGUCCUCAGUGUGUUGUGUGCAGGCAGGGGUGGCUGUCAAAAGUUGAAAACACAGAUCGCAACAAGAAGAUGACUGACAUCGGGCACAGCACAAAAGAAUCAAAUUUUGAAAUCCUUCGAGUCUUGAACAGCAAGCCAGCCAGCCAAGGGGAGUCAAAGGUUCUAGAGACCGACACUUGGCAUCCUCUAGGGAUUGAUUUUGGAAACGGAGGCGUGCCUUUUCCACGAUGCGGAGAUUCGUGACCGAUAAAGCCAGAAAUGUCGUCAAUCGACUCGCUUCGUCUUCUCACGCGUUUCCGCCUCGCGCUUAUUCCCCUUCAUCUCUGUCCCGUUUCUUGACCAGCGCCAGCGCGGAUCUUUCGUCUGUGUCCGAUUCCAUGGCGGGUUCUGAUUAUUCAUCUGCUCCGAUCAAUAUUCAUUCCAUCAACCCCAAGGUUCUAAAAUGUGAGUAUGCUGUUCGUGGAGAAAUUGUCAAUCUUGCUCAGAAACUACAAGAGGAGCUGCAUUCAAAUCCGGGCUCUCAUCCGUUUGAUGAGAUACUUUAUUGCAAUAUUGGAAAUCCCCAAUCACUUGGUCAGCAGCCAAUUACUUUCUUUAGGGAGGUUCUGUCGUUAUGUGACCAUCCUUCCAUUUUGGAUAAGAGUGAAACCCAAGGCCUGUUCAGUGCGGACUCCAUAGAACGGGCUUUCCAAAUCCUUGAUCAAAUUCCUGGAAGAGCAACUGGUGCAUACAGCCAUAGUCAGGGUAUCAAAGGAUUGCGUGAUACAAUUGCUUCUGGUAUAGAAGUUCGUGAUGGUUUCCCUGCCAAUCCAAAUGAUCUUUUCUUGACUGAUGGUGCAAGCCCAGCGGUUCACAUGAUGAUGCAAUUGUUGAUUAGUUCUGAGAGUGAUGGAAUUCUUUGUCCCAUCCCUCAGUAUCCACUUUACUCUGCUUCAAUAGCUCUCCAUGGCGGUACUCUCGUUCCUUAUUAUCUUGACGAGGCGAGUGGAUGGGGACUUGAAGUCUCAGAGCUUAAGAAACAACUCGAAACUUCCAGGGCCAAGGGGAUCAAUGUUAGGGCAUUGGUUGUGAUAAAUCCUGGAAACCCCACAGGACAGGUUCUUGCUGAAGCUAACCAAAGGGAGAUAGUAGAUUUUUGCAAGAAAGAAGGUCUCGUGCUUCUGGCAGAUGAAGUAUACCAAGAAAAUGUCUAUGUGCCCGACAAACAAUUCCACUCAUUUAAGAAAGUUGCACGUUCUAUGGGUUAUGGAGAGAAGGACAUUUCUUUGGUAUCAUUUCAGUCUGUUUCUAAAGGAUUCUAUGGAGAAUGUGGAAAGCGAGGAGGUUACAUGGAAGUCACUGGAUUUAGCCCCGAAAUAAGGGAACAAAUUUACAAAGUUGCAUCUGUAAAUCUAUGCUCCAACAUUUCUGGCCAGAUUCUUGCCAGCCUUGUCAUGAGCCCACCUAAGGUUGGAGAUGAAUCGUACGACUCUUUUUGUGCUGAGAAAGAUGCAAUACUAUCAUCUCUGGCAAGGCGUGCAAAGACACUUGAAGAAGCAUUCAACAGCAUGGAAGGAGUGAGUUGCAAUAGAGCAGAAGGAGCUAUGUAUCUUUUCCCUCAAAUUCGUCUCCCUGAGAAAGCUAUAAAGGCCGCAGAAGCAGCAAAGACUGCUCCGGAUGCGUUCUAUGCUCGCUGCCUUCUCAAUGCUACGGGAAUAGUAGUCGUCCCAGGCUCCGGCUUUGGACAGGUUAGCGGAACGUGGCAUUUUAGGUGCACGAUUUUGCCUCAAGAGGACAAAAUACCAGACGUCGUCGCCCGCCUUACAGUAUUCCACCAAAGGUUCAUGGAUCAGUACCGCGACUGAUUAUGCUGCUGCUGCUGCUAUAAUAUAUGCUACAUCUCCAAAGCACUCUGAAUAAUACUCUAAACUGUCCCAAAUUGUUCUUGUUGUGGUCAUUUCUGAGUUUUGAAGCCUACAAGUGUGUGAUUUACAGUAGAUGAUGCAUCUGUUUUUGUAUUAGUGCUGACAAAAAGAAUUUUCAUUGUUGGCUCAAAAUUUGUAAGGGUUCGUCUGGAACUCGGAAGUACUUUCUACGAGUGCAUAUUCCUUCUAUUAAUUCAUACGCUUCUUUAUUUUCUAAUAAAGUAAAGAGUAUGUAGGCUACAUUUUUUCUCUCCUAAUAAAAUUUCAACCAUUUA
Cuscuta campestris is the source of this 2278-nucleotide messenger RNA. Lineage: Eukaryota; Viridiplantae; Streptophyta; Magnoliopsida; Solanales; Convolvulaceae. The record is from the annotation of a GenBank genome assembly.